CACAUAAGAUUCAGUGUGAAUAUAAACUUUACAAAAUAAACACAAUGUGAAUUUAAAAAAUAUAAAACACACUGAAUUUGGUUUUGUUAACCCUAAAAAACCUGACCUAUAAAAUAAUAAUCUGAUUUAUUUUUUUUUUCAUUAGAACAGUUUCUUGAACCUUAGAACACACACACACCACUAUACCACGCCGCUUGAGAAGUUCUUUGACAGACAUAACAAUGCCAGCAGGGGUCACUCAUACUUCAUUAAACAGGUAAUUUUGCUGAAAUACAUAUUACGUGGAACAAUUUUUGACAUGAAAAUUUUUUUGACAUGCCUAUGCAACAAGAAUAACAAUAUUCCUUUAAAAAGCAUGUUUAUGUUGCUACUGAUGCUAAUGGUGUUGCACAAUAAUACACAGAUCGUAAAUAAAACACGGCUAUUGAUCAAUAAGCAUCAAGGACCAGAAUUAUCUGUCUUAUUAGAUGCAUCUUAUCCAAUACUGUGAGGGAUGAUUUAAAAAAAAAAAAGUUAAACCCUGUAGAUGCAACAUUAGAUGUCACGUGAUAGUGUUGUGACGUCAUCGGGACUUUAGAACGUUCGGGGCCUAUACAAGAAGGAAAAACCCACACACACAUACACACACAAAAAGGAGGAAAGUUGUCAGUCAGUUCAUAUCAUAACCUUUCUAUGACUAAGACUUGAACCCUUCUUGGAUACAGUCGUGAUUUGUGAGUUCUACACAGCAUCUGUGUUUUGUACAAAGAGCUUUUUUGUUAAGAAUAGGCUAUUCUUAAAAGGACAAUAAAAAAUGGUAACGUCCUACAAUUGGUCUUCAGGUGAGGGUAGCCAAGAACCAAAUGACCAGGGGUCAUUGCUUGUCAGUGAUUUGCACCCAGAUGUGACCGAACAACUGUUGCAUGCAAUAUUCAGCCCAGUCGGACCAAUCUGUUCUGUGCAAGUGUGCAGAAGCACAAUAACCAACCAGUCUUGUGGGUAUGGUUUUGUGACCUUUGAACACCGCCAACAUGCAGAAAAUGCCCUAGAGGCUCAGUUGUUUGGAGCUCAUGGGCAAACCAAUGUGCAUCACAUGGGCCCAACACAUAACUAUUAAUGUCCAAGCAAGGCACAAUGACAGGCCCGCUAUAUAGAAUGCUGUUUCAAACUUUGGGGAAAUCCUGAAGCGCAGAGAGGUCUGUGUCAGGAAUGGCAAACCUAAAAAAAAGGAGAGCAGCUCUAAUCCACCAGUGUCACUGAUUGUGAAUGAGCUGCACCCAAAUGUGACAGAACAGGAGUUGCAUGCAAUAUUCUUCCCAUUCGGCCCCAUCUGUACUGUGAAAGUGUACAGAGAUAUAAGAACCAACCUGUCUCACGGGUAUGUGACCUAGUUUUACUUUGGCUCCUAAUUGUCAUUUCGUUCACCUGGGUUUGAUUAAUUAACUCAUUAGUUCUUUCGUUUGCUCCCCUACAAAUACUCUCAGUUUUCCCUUAAUCGAGGUCCGUUCUCGUUAAUGUAAUGUUGGUCUACUUGCCUUUUUCCUGGAUUUGUUGAUUAAAAUACCUUUUGUAUAUCUCCCUCGUCCUCGUACCUCACCAACCCGUAACAGAAGAACGGACCCAAACGAUGACUGCAGCUGAGGACGCGCUGUGGGGAUUGCGGCAAGGCGGUCAGAGGUUGGAGCGAUAUGUGUCGGGUUUCCUCGAGCUCUCCAACCGGGUGAGUUGGCACGACACUGCUCUAGGUGCGUGCUUCCUGCUGGGGUUGGAUGACGAAAUAAUCUGCUGCGCUCUCCCAAUGGGUGAUUUUCCUUUGAUCGAGUUGAUUAAUCUCGUUCUAUUCCUAAAUAGCUCUGAUAUGGAUGUUGAGGGAGUAAUGAGACUUCCCAAGUCUCGUCAUCCAACUCCCGCAGGAAUGUGCCAUGUCUCCCCAGCUCACCCCACGCCGAGAACCUCCACAUACCCCUCCAACGGCUCCUACCGCCUGCCUAACUCCAAAUUCCCUGUGGUCCUCCGAAGCUCUGCUGGAGUCUUCAGCCCAGGAGCGCCGGGUUCACCGCAGUCAAGAUGGCCGGCUAAUCGGAAGUCAAGCCCGCCGGAUGUUCAUGUGGCACUCGUUCCAGUGCCAACUCCUCAAAAGCGCUUUGCUGUGCCUGCUCUUCCAGAGUGCCCUCCAGUGCCAGCACCACAUAAGCGCUACCUUGAUCCCCUGUUCAGCCCAGGGAGGGCUCCUGUUUUCCCGUUAAGCCCGGGAAGGGCUCCGGAUCCCCAGUUUAGCCCGGGAAGGGCUCCUGAUCCCCAGUUUAGCCCGGGAAGGGCUCCUGAUCCCCAGUUCUGCCCGGGAAGGUCUCCGGCCCCAGAGCUCUCUCCAGUGUCGGCUCCGGCCCCAGAACUCGCUCCAGUGUCUGCUCCAGCCCCAGAGCUCGCUCCAGAGGGUAAAUCAGCUAUAAUGGACAUGGCGCUGCCCCCGGGGUUCUCGGCACCCGUCCUCACCCCAGAAGCCGCUCUAACAUGCUUCUCUGAACCUCCUUCGUCUCCUUCACCUCCGCGGGUCCGGUCCAGCUCUCCUUCGUCUCCUUCGCCUCCGCUGGUCCCGUCCAGCUCUCCUUCGCCUCCGCUGGUCCCAUCCAACUCUUCUUUGUCUCCUUCGCAUCCGCUGGUCCUGUCCAGCCCUCUUUCGACCUGCCUGUUCCGCCAUGAUGACCUGAACUGCCUGCUCCGCCAUGGCUCCCAGAGCUCCCUGAUCCGCCCCCCUCCCCGGUGGUACUGUUACGGCGCGGGACGUGCCUUCCAGGAGGGGGGGAGUAAUGUUAGGGUUAUGUUUAGUUUUUGUUCUGUUUUCUGUUCCCCUGUGACCUAGUUUUACUUUGGCUCCUAAUUGUCAUUUCGUUCACCUGGGUUUGAUUAACUCAUUAGUUCUUUAGUUUGCUCCCCUACAAAUACGGUUUUCCCUUAGUCGAGGUCCGUUCUCGUUAAUGUAAUGUUGGUCUACGUGCCUGUCUCCUGGAUUUGUUGAUUAAAAUACCUUUUGUAUAUCUCCCUCGUCCUGGUGUGUGUACCUCACCAACCCGUAAC
Molecule: messenger RNA, 3054 nt
Organism: Sinocyclocheilus grahami
Lineage: Eukaryota; Metazoa; Chordata; Actinopteri; Cypriniformes; Cyprinidae
Product: vegetative cell wall protein gp1-like
Exons: 2
Coding region: 1607-2839 (410 amino acids)
Source: RefSeq, a predicted model, not a curated record